This is a messenger RNA of Oryzias melastigma (Indian medaka), 3028 nucleotides long. RefSeq names its product E3 ubiquitin-protein ligase TRIM39. NCBI's taxonomy places the organism in Eukaryota, Metazoa, Chordata, Actinopteri, Beloniformes, Adrianichthyidae. The transcript has 15 exons. Bases 1238 to 3010 code for a protein of 590 amino acids. The record is from RefSeq and is a predicted model, not a curated record. Gene Ontology annotation, molecular function: protein binding; zinc ion binding.
AUGUCAUUAAGAGAUUGCUGAGAAGGGUAAUGAAAACAAGAGGUCAAAGAUUGGAACCCUGAGGAACACCAGAAGGGACGGGGUCAGUGGGGACUUAAAGGAUAAGUUAACCCUUUACCACCUGAGCUGUCAUCGGUGACGUCUUAACAACACACCUUUUGACAUGUGAAAUAUUAAAUUAAAAUAUUGCUGAGAUGGGUAAUGAUAAGAAGGGGGUGAAGAAAGGAACCCUGAGGAACACCAGAAGUAACCGGAGAGGGGGACUUAAAGAAUAACUCCUGAGAUGUCGCCAGCGAUGCCUAAAUAACACAUUUCAUAGUGUGCUUCAUGUUAAAUUAAAAUAUUGCUGAUAUGCAUAAUAAAAAGAAGAGAUCAGAGAACAGAGCCCUGAGGAACACCAGAAGUGACGAGGGGGGACAUAAAGGAUAAUUUAACCCUAUAACACCUGAACUGUCAUCACAGACACCUAAAUAACACACUUUUUGACAUGUGAAAAAUUAAAUUAUUGCUGAGAUGCGUAAUGAAAAGCAGGGGUCAGAAAACUGAUCCCUGAGGAACACCAGAAGUGACGAGGGGGAGACAUAGGAUAAGUUAACCCUUUAACACCUGAGCUGUUCCCGGCAACACCUAAAUAACACAAUUUUUGACAUGUAAAAUUUUAAAUUACAAUAUUGCUGAGAUGGAGGAAAAGAAAAGAAGGGGUCAGAGAACGGAACCCUGGGGCACACCAGAAGUGAUGGGGGCAACUUAAAGAAUAAGUUAACCCUUUAACACCUGUGCAGUCGGUGGAGACGCAUAAACACACUUUUUGACAAACAAUAACAUUUCAAAUAUUUACAAACCACUGAAGGAUGAGAACCAGCUAUCAAAGGUGAGCGAGUUUUAGAGAAGUGACUCCACCUGAUUCUAGGAGCAACAUCAGGAGGAGGAAGAAGGGUGGAAUUCUGGGAAAAGAGACAACCCUCAGGAAUUUUCAUUAAAAAAACAGUUAGGGUUUGAAGAAGUGACAACCCUGGUGCCCUCUGGCCUGCUUUACUCUUGUGUUUUUGUGCGAGCGACUCGACCAGUCCUGCCACAUUUAGCACAUAAAUAAAGCAACACGUUUGUGGGCGUGGCCCGGAAAAUUCCCAUCGCUGUACAACACGCUGAAGCACAUUUAUGCAGCAGAGAGCCACAGACGUCAGCAGUCCACGCAGAACCCAGCAGCAGCAGCAGGAGAACCACACCGGGUUCCAGGAUGUCCAUCUACGGCAGUUUCCUGUCCGACGACCAGUUCCUCUGCUCCAUCUGCCUAGACGUGUUCACUAACCCUUCAUCCAUACCAUGCGGCCACACCUUCUGCAUGACCUGCAUCACCAAAUACUGGGAUCGAUGUCAGUUUUUCCAGUGCCCCCUCUGCAAGAAGACCUUCCACAAGCGGCCGGACCUCCACGUCAACCGAACGCUGCGGGAGAUCACGGAGCAGUUCAAGUCCAUGACGGGGGGGGUGGCGGUGGUGAACGGGAAGGAGGACCACCCGCUGAAGAAGGGACACAGAGGCGGCUCGGGACACCUCAUGGAGGAACUGAAGAAGAAGAUGCACAAGAAACACCACGACAAGCUCAAGAUUAAGACUGAGCACAACUCACUGCCCAACACUCAGGUCUCAUCAGUACCAGACCAUCCAUCGAGCCUGAACUCCACCUCUACUGUCCCGACACCUCCACGCCGGAUUACCCGCUCCGACAGCCGCAGACGGUUCACGCUGAGCGGAGGAGCUUGCAGCCAAAACAUCCCAGUGUGUGCCAUCCACCAGAGAGGAAUACUGAUGUACUGCAGGACCGACCAGGUGUGCAUCUGCCCCGAGUGUGAGAUCGAGGACCACAACGACCACGACACUGUGACUGUGGAGGCCGAAUGGAUGGAAACCAAGGCGAAGUUGCAAGUGUCAGAGCAAGAGAUCCAGGAGAUGAUCAGACAGAGGACCAGGAAAAUUGAAGAGAUCAAGAUGUCGGUGACGGAAGUGGAGAUGGCGGUGGAGAAGGAGACGGCCGGCAGUGUGUGCAUGUUCUCCAUGCUAAGCUCUGCCAUCGAGCGCUCCCAGGCAGAGCUGUUAGAGGUGAUGGAAAUCAACCGCAGGGCCGCAGAGCAACAGGCCGACGCCAUGGUCAAGCAACUGGAAAAAGAGAUAGAAGAACUCAAGACCAGAGACCGAGCCCUCGGCGAGCUGGCUCAGUCGGACGACCACGUGCACUGUGUAAAGACAUUUCAGACCCUCUCCAGUCCUCCCCCUAGCAAAGACUGGUCUGGAGUGUCCCUGAACGUCGACCUGGGAACCUCGACCGUGUACCGAUCUCUGGCAGCCAUGGUGGCGAGAUUCCAAGAGGAGCUACAGAAAGUCACCGAAUCUGGUUUUCCUGGUCCCCUGGUUGAACCAGUUCCAGUGCGAGCCCAGCCCAGAGCGAAGAGGAUCCAGGAGUAUGCACUGGACGUAACCCUGGACUCCCACACGGCCCACCCCAGACUGGUGCUGUCAGAGGACCUGAAGAUUGUGUGGUGUGGUGAUCGACACCAGCAUGUGGCAGAAAACCCAGAGAGGUUUGACCGGGUCGUCUGCGUCCUGGGACAACAGGCCAUUGCGUCCGGGAAACAUUACUGGGAGGUGGAGGUGGGCGGGAAGACUGACUGGGAUCUGGGCGUGGCACGGGAAUCCAUCAGCAGGAAGGGGAAGAUAGACUACACCCCCAAAAAUGGCUUCUGGUUCCUCAGUUUGAGAGACAAGAGUAAAUAUGCUUUUCGGACUGAACCUUCAACAAACGUCGAUUUAAACCUUCGACCUCAUAAGAUUGGAAUAUUUGUGGACUAUGAAAAGGGCCAGGUGUCUUUUUACAACGUUGAUGCCAAAGUCCACAUCUACACUUUCAAUGACAUUUUUACCGAGAACAUUUACCCAUUCUUCAGUCCGUGCACCAACAAGGGAGGAAAGAAUGACAUGCCGCUAAUAAUUACACCGAUCAUGCUGACAGAAUGAAAGGGAAUUUUUUAAUGU